Messenger RNA from Thunnus maccoyii (southern bluefin tuna), 2717 nucleotides. It is a transcript of the gene klhdc2, whose product is annotated as kelch domain containing 2. Gene Ontology annotation, molecular function: protein binding. Bases 125 to 1483 code for a protein of 452 amino acids. NCBI's taxonomy places the organism in Eukaryota, Metazoa, Chordata, Actinopteri, Scombriformes, Scombridae. The transcript is spliced from 14 exons. The record is from RefSeq and is a predicted model, not a curated record.
UUAGAAGUCGGCAACUUCCGGUCGUGCCCCCAGAAGUCCUGUGAUGACCUCACACAUAUGGCUUAUUGCUUUUUGAAAUUUGCAGGGAAAACAAAUAUCUGACAAGCAGACAGGAGAGACUGACAUGGCAGAGAGAAUGGCAGAAAUGGAGGAAGACAUUGGAGAUCUCCCAGCUGGAGAGGAUGGCAAUGACUCAGACAGAGAUGGGGAUGAUAGAGCUUUUGCUUGGAUGGUAAACGACGAUAUGGAUGAGGAGGAGGAGGAGGAGGAAGAAGAUGAGGAGGAGGAGGUGGAAGAUGAACAACCACUGGACACUGAAGCAUCUGAGUCGUUUGAGUUGGACACCCCGGCUGAGCGCAGUGGUCAUAUAGCAGUGGUUGACAGGAAUAUAAUGUAUGUGUGGGGUGGAUACAAGAAUGCUCAAAACCAUGGAUUCUUUGAUUUGUAUCUGCCAAGAAAUGAGAUCUGGACAUACAACAUGGAGUCAGGAUUAUGGACAAAGCAUGUAGCUGGAGGUAAUCUGCACACAUCCAUGUCAGGCAGCUGUGGGGUGUGUGUCGAUGGAGUCCUCUACCUAUUUGGAGGUCAUCACGCCAGGGGAAACACAAACAGGAUCUACCGCCUGCCACUGAGGGCCCCCAGCCUUGUUUGGGAGGAAAUGAGGGAUCUUAAAGGACUCCCUCCAUCCUGCAAGGACAAGCUAGGGUGCUGGGUUUGGAGGAACAGACUUAUAUUUUUUGGGGGAUAUGGCUACGCUGCGCAGGGACAUCAUCGAGGGACUUUUGAAUAUGAUGAAUCGUCUUCGUUUAUGUGGGACAACCCUGGGCGAGGCUGGAACAAUCACAUCCACAUCCUGGACCUGGAGACAUCUACGUGGAGUCAACCCAUCACCACGGGGAACACCCCGUCACCCAGAGCAGCCCAUGCAUGUGCCACAGUUGGUAACAGAGGAUAUGUGUUUGGAGGACGAUAUAAGAACUACCGGCUAAAUGACCUGUACUAUAUAGACCUGGACACAUGGGAGUGGCAUGAAAUGAGUGUUCCCCAGCAGGGUCCUGUGGGCCGGUCUUGGCACUCCUUCACUCCUGUGUCAUCGGACCACAUCUUCCUGUUUGGAGGCUUCACCACAGACAGAGAGACACUGAGUGAUGCAUGGAUCUACUGUGUGAGUAAAAACGAAUGGAAGACGUUUAGACACAGUCACACAGAGAGCCCCAGACUGUGGCACACAGCAUGCUCUGGUCCUGACGGGGAGGUGUUUAUUUUCGGAGGAUGUGCCAACAACCUGUUAGCCCAUCAAAGAGCUGCUCACAGCAAUGAGUUACUGGUUUUCAACGUUCAGCCCAAAUCACUAGUUCGGUUUUGUAUGGAGGCCGUUCUACAGCACAGGGAGCGUUUGGCUAGUUAUUGGGACUGCUUGCCCAAACACCUCCUGCAGAGCCUCAAACAGAGAAUGGCACGUGUCAACAUACUGGGCUCCUAGGCAGAGAGGAAGCCCAUCAAUCUAGCCCAGAGGAUUACAGGAGGAAUAUGUAUGUAUGGAUGUAUGGAAGAGUGUUACUCUAAAAGCAGCUAGUCCUUUUUUUUUUAGAGCAUUAGUUUAAUGUGUGUGGACAAAAAAAAAUAGUGAACAGCUGUGGAUCUGUCUGAAAUGGGUCCUGACUGGUACACUAAGGUUGGCAGGCAACCCUUAAAGCUGGUUAUAAUAUUUUAUAAAAAAAAUUUCAGGAGGGGUUCUCUCAUCACUUCCUUGGAAAAGCUUUCUGUCCACAUUCAGCAGUAGAUGGAUGUCUACUGCUGUGCUGGGUAAUAAAAUGUAAGGGUGUUUGGAAAAAAGAAAAAAGAUUAUUUUAUUUUAGUUAAAAUGAGGUGUUAAAAUUGUAUUAUCCAGCACAGUAGUAGAUACCUGCAUAACUAACUAAACAAUAAACACAAAAGUCUUCUAACAUGUCUAAAGCUUUUCAGGAAGACUAUUGAAAGGCAACUCUCCGAGAAUGUGAACUGUAUUAUUUAGGGCUAAGGGAAAAGAAUAAAGUUUGGAGAGGGGGGGGCAGGACUUAAGCUUUGUGUUUUAGCUACUCUGUUUCCUCCACAAGAAUAUAGUACAUCCUGCAGUUAUACCCAAGGGUCAAGGGAAUAGUUCUGGUCCUUCAAAAUGGACAAUACAUGCGCCAGUCAGUUGGUUGUAGUGGUUUUCAUGAGUCUUCCUCAGAAAUUGAACCAACUUAAAAUAAGCGUCUAAUGUCUAAAACACUACCUACAGAGGUGUAAGGCUGAUACAGCACAGAUUAUGUUUGGCACGAUCUUGAGUAGCUUGCUUAAGUUCACACAGACCUCAAACUAGUGCUUUAAGCUGUGUACGACUAUCUACUCUGAAGCCACAGAAAUGUUCCUUUUAGUUUUUAUUUGUAUAUAUAGUUAUUUAUAUAAUUGUGAGAAAAGAUGUGGUUUCAUUAUCUGAGGUUUUGAAAGAGGCUUUGAAGCCUUUAAAUUGGCUCCUGUAGCCUUUGAAUCUUAUUUAAUCAAUAACUUGAAAAUACUGCGAGUAUGUUGAUGUUGAGCCACGUUGCACUGAAAUGCCUCAUAUCAGUAGGGCUUUGUUUGUAUUUGCCUGGUUUGCACAAUGUUCCAUUGGUGUUUUUUAUUGUAGAAUACAAAGCCUACUGUUAACUUUGUACUCAAAGAAUAAACACAUACCACAAAGUUUUGUUCCAUUA